CGAAAUUAAGCCAAAGUAUGUGGAAAUAGAAAGCUCUUUAAAUUGCUACUGCGUGUGUUGUUAAUCGUGACAUGUUGCCUCCGUUCCUCCACACCGAUCGACAGGAUUUUGUGCCUAAGUAAGCAGUACCCCAGCCUUACGUAAUUUGAUUCAGUUUGUGUUUGCACCGCUGUCCGUUGGCGUUCCAAAAACUUUUCCAAGUAGUAGCUGUGAAUACACAAAAAUGACUGCCCCUACGGCAAGCAGCAGCAGCUCUGGGCCAUCACAGCCGAGUAACAGGUUUUUGCACUACGAGGGAGCCAACCACUUUCGGCAGCGCCUGGUGCUGUCGACGCUGUCAGGCCGGCCGAUCCUGAUCAAGCAGAUUCGCACGGAGGACCGGCGACCUGGGCUGCGGGACUACGAAAGCAACUUCAUUCGGCUGCUGGACAAAAUCACCGAUGGAGCGAAGAUCCAAAUCAACAACACGGGGACGCAGCUUCGAUACGAACCUGGACAGCUAGUCGGAUGUAAGGACCGGGUGAUCGUGCACGAAUGCCCGGCGAGUCGGUCUCUCGGAUACUGGUUGGAAGCACUCGCGCUCCUCCUGCCGUUCGCGCGCAACCUGACGAAGUUGAAACUGGUUGGCGUGACCAACGAUGGCACCGACCUCUCGGUUGAUAGUUUCCGCAGUGUCACCUUGCCCUGGCUGAGGAAAAUGUUCGCGCCGCAGCGAUACGUGCAGCCGGAGUUUGGGGAACAAAUGUCGGAGAAGACGACGAAUAACACGGCGCUGAACGGGACGGUGCCGCAGCAGAACGUGUAUCUGCACACAAACCAAACAAACUUCGCGACCGAGCAGCUGACUUUCCAGGUCUUGCGACGCGGUUGCGGUCGCGCAAGCGCGGAAGACGACGCAGUUCCAGCCACCAAGGGCGAAGUGCUCUUUCACUGCCCGACGCUGGCCCGCGUCCGACCCCUGAAUCUUAUUGAGGACUUCCGGUGCAAGCGAGUGCGCGGAGUGGCUUUCACUAGCGGUGUGACUCCACAAUACGCCACGCGAAUGUGUGACGCGGCGCGCGGCUUGCUAAACGACUUCCUACCAGACGUCUGGAUCUUUGCGGACCACGACAAGCCAGCUGAAAAGGGAAAGAAAACCGACGACGAGGGCGUGAAAAGCAGAGGGUACGAAUUUCUUUAAAUUUCUUUAAGAAGGGCUUGCUCCUCGUACUCUCGCCAUUGAUGCAGGAUGGAUUUUGAAUUGUUGAGUUUUGCUAGUCAGGUGCGUUAUAACGCUCGUUAUUAGAAAAAAGUAAAAUCAGGUUUGGCCUCUCCCUCGUGGCGGAGUCUGUGGAUGGGACCUACAAGAGCAUCGACGUCUUCAGCAACGGCGAUCUCUCAGCAACCGAGAAGGCCAUGUUUGAGGAAGCCGCAACAGCUGCCGACUCGGAUGCAGAAAUGAGUGACAGCAGCGAAAACGACGAGCAUGGCGAUGACAACUCGGAGCGCAAGAACGCUGACAAGACAAAAGAGCGAACUGCUGCGCUGACGAAGGAGCAGUUGCAGGAUGUGCCUUUCGCUCUGGGGAAGGCAGGCGCGUGUCGCCUGCUCUCCGAAUUGGCUCUGGGUGGAUGCGUGGACACGACGCAUCAAGUGCUGCUAUUGCACUACGUCGCCCUCGCAGAGGAGGACGAGGCGAGCCGAGUACGGGUAGGAAAGUUGACGCCGACGACGAUCGAGUACCUGCGGCACAUGAAGGAUUUCUUCAACGUUGAGUUCAAAAUGCGACAGCAAGAGGACGAUUCUGUCGUCCUAUCUUGCGUCGGCGUGGGGCUGGCCAACUUGAGUCGUCCUACAUUCUAAGCUGGAUUGUGAUGUUGACCUUUGGGUCUUUACCCGCUUUCGGCAUGUUGAAAUAGCUCUCGAGUACUAGUGUGUGGAAGAAGAGUUUUUGUUUAGCGAAAAUCUGGUGGUCCAUUGCACGCGAGACGGCGAGUCG
Messenger RNA from Amoebophrya sp. A120, 1978 nucleotides. The record is from the annotation of a GenBank genome assembly. Lineage: Eukaryota; Dinophyceae; Syndiniales; Amoebophryaceae.